CUAACCUAGCUCUUCUUUGUUGUUGUUUACACUUUUCAAGCUGAUCAGUUUUCCAAUGAAUUUCCCUUAAAAAACGGGAAAAUGUCGGCAUACGUGAUGGGAAUUACAUCAACAGGAGGGCUGCCAGUUUUUUCGCGCAAAAAGGGAAACUGCGAAAGCCUCUCCUUCUCCAAAUCAGGGUCUCUAAAUGGGGUCCACAUGUUCGGGAAGCCUCUGAAUAUCGAGCUGCUCAGUACAGUGACCGACGACUAUGCGGUGGCCUGGAAGGAGUUCAACGACAGUUUGGUAAUCAUCGGAUUGGCCAGUGGAUGUUCCGUAGACGUUCUGAACCGACUUCUUAGACUGGUCUACGAUGCCGUUGUGCUCAUUGUUGGAAUCGACGAAGCUAAAAGCCAGCGAAACAUCGAGCGACUUAAACGAGAUCUGCGGGUUUGCUAUCCGGUGCUGGAUAGGCUUCUGGACUCUCUGGAUUGUGGUGAUGCCAGCAACAAGCACUCUUCAGACAUCGUUGGCUAUGUGGAGACGAUUCUUUGCCCAGAGAACCACUUGAUCCAGAUCGUCCUGGAUUCGUUUAGUGAAUGCGUGGACUCGAUGUUCAGCUGCGUUCUGAUCAAUGGGAAAAUCGCCGCAGCAACUGAAAGCUGGUGGUCGCUGCAUCCGCAUGAACUCCGAAUUUUGCUCUUCCUGGCCGUGACGGAAAACAAGGAUAUUUCCCGAGAUAUUCCAGUGUUCCUCCCCUACAAAAGCCCUUCGGUGGCGUUCCGCUUUAUCGCAUGCAGCCUUAUUGCAGACGUGCAAGUUUGCUGCCUGUGCGGCUCCACUCCAGCCCUAAUGGACAUCGAGCAAUCGGCCACGCAGUGCUUCAGGAAUUCUACCGAUAUCCUCAAGGCAGCUUCCGAAUGCGCCCCUAGAAACUUUCCCUAUUCCUUAGUGGUGGACAGUGGGAUUUUAGGGCUGUUGUUGAUCAACAUCAAGCUGAAGAAGUACAUGAUGUCGAAAAACCCGCAGCCCAGCGCGUCGCGGAAGGCGUCCAGCAGCUCACAUCGGCUGGAUAUUCUGCGCACCUUCUUCUAUCAGGCGGUGAUGAACACUUUGAUCCCCAACGCGCAGACCUGGCAGGAGAACAACCUUUGCGAGGAUCAGCGAACGGAUAAGCUGGCUCAGGACGAGCAGAACGACGGAGUCGAGACCUACUGGUGUUCUGAGUACCACAAGUGCCAUGCGGUCAAAGUGGGCAUCAACAUCUUAUGCGUGUUGUACAGUUCAGCAACCCCCACUCAUGCGAUGCGACUGAUCAGCAAAACCACCCUGGGCAUGCUGGUUGGAGACAGGCAAAUUUGUUGGUAGUUGAGGGUUUAAUAAAAGCAAUUAUUCGUUUUA
Molecule: messenger RNA, 1380 nt
Organism: Dendroctonus ponderosae (mountain pine beetle)
Lineage: Eukaryota; Metazoa; Arthropoda; Insecta; Coleoptera; Curculionidae
Gene: fy
Product: protein fuzzy homolog
Exons: 7
Coding region: 82-1347 (421 amino acids)
Biological process (GO): vesicle-mediated transport; non-motile cilium assembly
Source: RefSeq, a predicted model, not a curated record